Messenger RNA from Bicyclus anynana (squinting bush brown), 1553 nucleotides. It is a transcript of the gene ATPsyngamma, whose product is annotated as ATP synthase subunit gamma, mitochondrial. The record is from RefSeq and is a predicted model, not a curated record. Bases 170 to 1060 code for a protein of 296 amino acids. Gene Ontology annotation, biological process: proton motive force-driven ATP synthesis. Gene Ontology annotation, molecular function: proton-transporting ATP synthase activity, rotational mechanism. Lineage: Eukaryota; Metazoa; Arthropoda; Insecta; Lepidoptera; Nymphalidae. The transcript has 7 exons.
CAUUUGCUACUAGUUUGGUAGAGUUGCUAACCACACGACUACCAUGAUUUACGUCUAUUUAACUUUACUGGCAACACUGUAAGAACGAACGUCGUCGUCCUUCCGACCAGCGAUUUUUUGUCGGCUGGUGUUUUAUUUCGAUAAAAAAAUCCAAUAAACAGCUGUGAAAAUGUUGGGCCGCCUCGCGCCGGGUGUGUGCACCCAGGUGACCAUGGUGUUCAACCACCAGCAAAGCCGUAAUAUGGCCACCUUGAAAGCCAUUUCCAUUCGUUUGAAGUCGGUUAAGAAUAUCCAAAAGAUUACCCAGUCCAUGAAGAUGGUGUCAGCUGCCAAAUACACUCGUGCGGAGCGUGACCUGAAGGCUGCCCGGCCGUACGGCGAGGGGGCUGUGCAGUUCUAUGAGCGGGCUGAGGUAGCAGCCCCUGAGGAUGAGCCCAAGCAGCUCUACAUUGCUAUGACUUCAGACAGGGGUCUGUGCGGCGCGGUGCACACGGGCGUGUCCAAGGUGAUCCGCGCGCGGCUGGCGGAGCCCGGCGCCGAGAACAUCAAGGUGAUCUGCGUGGGAGACAAGUCGCGCGCCAUCCUGCAGCGCCUCUACAGCAAGCACAUCAUCAGCGUCUGCAACGAGAUCGGUCGCCUACCGCCGACGUUCCUGGACGCGGCGCGCAUCGCCAACGCCAUCAUGACGUCGGGCUACGACUUCGGCUCCGGCAAGAUCGUCUACAACAAGUUCAAGUCGGUCGUGUCCUACUCGCAGUCCGACCUGCCGCUGUUCAGCAGGGCCGCUGUUGAGAGUUCACCAAAGCUGGCGGUCUACGACUCGCUCGACUCCGACGUGCUCCAAUCGUACAUGGAGUUCUCCCUCGCCUCGAUGUUGUUCUACGCGCUCAAGGAGGGCGCCUGCUCCGAGCAGUCCUCCCGCAUGACGGCCAUGGACAACGCCUCCAAGAACGCGGGCGAGAUGAUAGACAAACUGACGCUGACCUUCAACAGGACUCGCCAGGCCGUCAUCACCAGGGAACUUAUCGAAAUUAUCUCUGGUGCUGCUGCUUUGGAGUAAAAAAAAUCAAAUUGUCUAUGGUACUCAUUUGGCGGGAAUUUAUCUGUCACCUGUCAAGUGUACCAUACAAAAUCCAGUUGGCGGGAAGCUAACCGUUUAUAUUAUUUCUUUGAAUUUUUAUUUUGUUUUAAUAAAAAAUAUUUAUUUGAAUCAAACGCUUAAAAUGUAAGGAUUAACUAUUGUAUUUAAAAAAAUAAAAAAUGGUUUCAAAUAGCUCAGAUGGAUUUGGAUUAUAAUAAUGUAUGUUGUUGCUCUGGCCGUCUUGAAAAUCACAUUUAACUUACUGCCGCGAUGUUUUCAAUAGUGAUUGUACGAUACAAAUGACUGACAUUCCCGAACGAGUGCUGUUGAGUAUUUGUAAAUCGCACGCAAACACAAUACUGGCUUUACCACCUUUGCAGAUAGUCUGUGGCACUCAUUCGAUUCUGUGGCUGUUGUACGAGAAUAUCAUGUAUGGAUAAAGUGGUGGUUAGCAUUAAAGUACUAUUUAGUA